ACCGAGUUGUUUAGUCUGCGGACACGAUGCUCGUUUAACGGUAGCAAAAAUGUGAUUCACAUUUUUCAUUAGCAUCUGGCCGUUUUUACGUGCCCAUCAACAGGCAGCCUUUUUUGGACAUGCAGUUAACGUUUCGGAGCGACGGUCACAACCGAGUGUUAGCAUGUUAGCUAGCCCCCGCUAGCACAGGAAGGACCGCUUAUAACGAUGCUAACGACUUUAUUUGACACAACCGUAAUGUUAACGUACAUUAGCACCCUAACUAAACAGCUGUGAUCUUUGGCGUGAAACUCCCUUCAUCCCAUAACUUACCCCAGCUUGAGAUCCAAAACCACACUCAGGAUGCCGAACACCAGUGCGAGGCCGAAGCAUGGCAGGAGGACACGGAGGCGCCGCAGAGAGGACCCCGCGAAGAACGAGCUGGUCUCUAGUUCCCUCGAAAGUGCCCAGCAGUGCCUUUUUAACCAAGACUACGGCACCGCGUUCGUGCACUACCUUCUGGUCCUCAACCUUGCGCCUAUGUUUAAGGACUUUGCACGGGAGUCCUUUAGAUUCACUCUGUUCAAAUGGACCGAAGAGCUGGACUCUGUGGGCCGCAUUCAAGACCUCUUUGACUGUUAUGAGCAAGCGCUGGAACUGUUUCCUGCCGAUGAGGUCAUCCUAAACAGCAUGGGUGAACACUUAUUCAGAAUGGGCUUCAGAGACGAAGCUGCGGGUCAUUUCCAUAAAGCAUUGAAGCUGAGACCAGACUAUCCAGAAGCCAGGGAGAACUUCUACCGCGUGGCCAACUGGCUGGUGGAGCGCUGGCAUUUCUUGAUGCUCAACGACCACGGGAGGAACCGAAAGUACCAGCAGGCCAUCCACAAGGCGGUUCGGAGCGGCUGUGACACUGUACUUGACAUAGGUACUGGCACCGGGAUCCUUGGCAUGUGCGCCAAGAAGGCUGGGGCUGCUGAGGUGUACGCCUGUGAACUGUCGAAGACGAUGUAUGAACUGGCUUGUGAGGUGUUGAGCGCUAAUGGGAUGGACGGGAGCAUCAAGAUCCUCCAUAAGAAGUCCCUGGAGAUGGAGUUGCCAAAGGACAUCCCGCACAGAGUUUCCCUGGUGGUGACAGAGACGGUAGACGCAGGGUUAUUUGGAGAGGGUAUCAUCGAGAGCCUUAUUCACGCUUGGCACCACCUCCUGCUACCUCCACAGAGAGGCGAGAAUGAAUUCCAGGAUCCGUCCGCGACGGGACGGGUCAUCCCCGCCGGAGCCACCGUGUUCGGCAUGGCUCUCGAGUGCAUUGAGAUCCGCCGGCAUCACAGGCUUUGCGUGUCGGAGGUGGGCGGUCUGUCCAUCGCUGACGCCGGGCAGCUCUGCAGCCCGGUGAGCUGCAGCCCUGAGCCCGACGACUCCAUGGAGCCCUACACCACGGAGAGGCUUAGCAGGGUGCCAGGGGGGUACCGAGCUCUCACUGAGCCAUUCACGGCCCUCAACAUCAAUUUCAACGACGUGCAGGAGCUGGAGGGCCUGAGCUCCAGGGCGGUUCAGCAGAUCCGCAUGCCCGUCACUCAGGGGGGGGAGCUGGACGCUCUGGCCGUGUGGUUCCAGCUCCACCUGGAUGAGGAGAGCAGUCUGUCCACCGGACCCCAGGAGGACACGUGCUGGGAGCAGGCCAUCUACCCCGUCUACAGCACCGAUGGUUUUGUCCUGAAACCUCAGGACGAGCUGAUCGUCGAAGUGUCCUGCAGAGACGCCUUCCUGCGGCUCUGCGGCGUGGCCGUGCUGAGGGACGGCCAGGAAAUCCGCCUGGAGAAGCGCCCGGACACGCAGGAGCCUGCGAACUCCGUUUCAACCGCCGAGGCUGAGCUGUGCAGCGCGCUGGCGGGUCUGCAGACCGACCAGAAUCCGGCCAGAGACUUCUGCAUGCUGGAGUGUUCCGAAAUGGCGCUGCUGAACAAUCGGGAUUACCACCAGAGUUUCUACGGCGCGCUGGCCAAACUCGUCCCCAAGCUGAGGGCUCAGGGCCAAGGCAAAGAGCGAGAGUCGGGCGACUCGCCGGACGGCAGCGACCUGCUCUACGUCCUCGACGUGUCCGAGGGCUUCUCCCUGCUCUCCCUCAUCGCCGCCGGCCUCGGCCACGUGAAGGCCUUCAGCUCCGUGGAGAAGGCAAAGCAGCAGGAGGUCCUGAGGAGACUGGCUCGCUCCAACGGCGUCCCGGAGCAGCACCUGGAGUUCUGGCUCAACCACGUGGAGGACGAGCACGGGAUGCUGAAACGGCCGUCCAGGGAGAAGCUGUGGAGCGCCAUCAUGCUGGACUGUGUGGAGACCUGUGGUCUCAUCAGACAGAAGUUGAUGGAGAAAGCUUCGCUGGCCAGGUGUUUGCUGGAGGACGGAGGAAGUAUUUUCCCAGCAAAGAUCGUGGUGCACGGCAUGCUGGUGGAGUCGGACACGUUGCUGCUGGAAAGUGCUGUGCAGGGUCAGGAGCCCACGCUGGGAUUCAAUAUCGCUCCCUUCAUCAAUCAGUUCACUGUACCGGUGCAUGUGUUUUUGGACUUUUCCACACUGGAGUGCAGACAUCUCAGUGAGUCUGUGGAACUCUUUGUUCUUGACCUCAUGGAUUCCACCGUUAACUACACAAACAGAGAAGUAAAGGUGCGGGCUACAUCCGCAGGUAGAAUAACCGCGAUUCCCUUCUGGUACCACAUCUACCUGGACCCGGAGAUCAGCGUCAGCACCCUGAGUCAGAACUCUCACUGGAAGCAGGCGGCUGUCGUGCUGCAGCAGCCUGUGGAGGUGCGGGCCGGGGACCAGGUCCGCCUGGCCGUGAAGCUGCACAAGAGCGCCAUCUCCAUAUCGGCGCAUAUAGAGAAUACACCCGGGCCAAUGGAACAAUUAGCUCUCGCCAUUAGUUAAAUUCUGAUGUAUUUCAAUGCCUCGGUGAUAUAGAGACUACGUACACGUGCAUUGAAUGCUCCACAAUCCUUUUCUGGUACCAUUUUAAAGGUUGACUUUCUCCAGUGUUAUUUUUCAUAACUGGUAUUCCCGGUGUUCAAAGUUCAAGCUCCGGUUUGAGAUUUAGUAGAAGCCUGCAUGAGCCGCACAAUCCCUCUUGAGAGUCAUCUUGCUCCUAAAUAAUUU
Molecule: messenger RNA, 3123 nt
Organism: Pungitius pungitius (ninespine stickleback)
Lineage: Eukaryota; Metazoa; Chordata; Actinopteri; Perciformes; Gasterosteidae
Gene: prmt9
Product: protein arginine methyltransferase 9
Exons: 13
Coding region: 343-2898 (851 amino acids)
Biological process (GO): peptidyl-arginine methylation
Molecular function (GO): protein-arginine N-methyltransferase activity; protein binding
Source: RefSeq, a predicted model, not a curated record